GUAGGGGCAGGAGGCUGGAGAGCCUGCUGCCCGCCGCCCGUAAGAUGGUCCCCUCGGCUGGACAGCUCGUCUUGUUCGCGCUGGGUCUCCUGUUGGCUGUGUGCCAGGCCCUGGAGAACAGCACAUCUGCCCUGAGUGACCCGCCUGUGGCUGCAGCUGUGGUGUCCCACUUUAAUGACUGCCCAGAUUCCCACAGUCAGUUCUGCUUCCAUGGAACCUGCAGGUUUUUGGUGCAGGAAGACAAGCCAGCAUGCGUCUGCCAUUCUGGGUACGUGGGUGCGCGGUGUGAGCAUGCUGACCUCCUGGCCGUGGUGGCCGCCAGCCAGAAGAAGCAGGCCAUCACCGCCUUGGUGGUGGUCUCCAUCGUGGCCCUGGCUGUCCUCAUCAUCGCAUGUGUGCUGAUACACUGCUGCCAGGUCCGAAAACACUGUGAGUGGUGCCAGGCUCUCAUCUGCCGGCAUGAGAAGCCCAGCGCCCUGCUGAAGGGAAGGACUGCUUGCUGCCACUCCGAAACAGUGGUCUGAAGAGCCCAGAGGGAGUUUGGCCAGAUAGACUGUGGCAGCCUGAGGGAGAAAGGACUUCUUCAGGACCAGCUGGCUUCCUACUCUGCCAGCAAUCACCUGUGCAGCCUUUUUGUCUUUUGUGGGCCUUCCUUCACAACUCUGUCAAGAACUCUGUCUGCUUGGGGUUAUUUGGUGUGACCUAGAGAAGAAAUCAGUGGAUCACGGUUUCAAGACUGGUCAAAAAAGAAUUGCAAAGGGGUGGACUUCCUGUUGACCUCAUAAGGUGUGUGCGUCUGCCGGCCUCGGAGCCCAGAGACGUGUUGUCGUCUUCUGCCAGUCACCGAGGCCAGGCUGUGUUUCUUUUCCAUGGGCCCAUGUCCCCACAACAGUAUCCAUCCUCCCCAACCCCAGAGAUUGCUGUCGUUGAGUUUUUUCUCAUCCGUUUAUUGGAGAAGAAGGUGGAAAAAGGGUAACUAUUGGUUACGGGAAGAUAUCAAAUGUGAGAGGAGCCAUGUAUGUCUUCUGCCCACGAGCCCCUCGGCCAAGCCUGACAUCUUCCACAGACACACGACGCCGAGGACCUUCCCAAGUCGUCGGCAGCCUCGGAGAUCAUUUCUUAUUUAUGAGAUGGAUGAUGGUUUCAUUUUUAAUCUCUUAAGUCGGUAUAAAAAGCAUAAAACCUUUUCAGACUUCUACACGAAUGAUGUAUGUAAUGCUGGCUGAAAAGUUAGCUGACUGAUUACAACCAUCUGGCCCCUUUGCGACAGCUAAGGCUUGGUAAGAGCCCCCCGGGGGUGCAGAGUUGGAAACAGAGGAGGAGUUGCUGAUGAGAGCAAAGACUGGGGCUCACAGGUCUUGCAUUUAAGACACAAAGCAGGGAAAGGCCCUCAGAUACAUUCCAGUAGAAAAGCUAGCCAGUCCAGCAGCAAAGAUUUGUAGCUUUGUGGGGAGAGAGGAAGAGAGUGCCUGUGUGUGCAUCUCCUCAGGACGAACACAGGACUACCCAGCUCCACGAUUAGACAGAUUAACUUCCUAGUGUUCCUUCCAUAUGUUUAGAAAUAGAGCACAAGUGGAGAGCCACGGGCCUUCCGGGCCACAUCCACAAAAAGGGGGCUGGUCAUUUACUUUCCAUGUUGUUGUUCGGUUGAUUUGUGGAUUUAUUUUUAAAAGGAGAAAUUUAACCUUCCUAUUUAUUUUCUAGCAUUAGGAGAAAUGUCCCCGUGAUUUUUUUUUUCUCUUUUCCAUUCAGGAUGCUGGUUUUAUUAACAAAAACUCUAACAAGUCACCUCUACAGGGUGGGUCUUGCUUUCCCCUUAGAGAAGGAGAAAUGUUUUCAUGGGCCUCUGGUUAUGUUCUGACCCACUGGGCUUGCCUAUGGGAAACACUGGUUCCCUCCAGGUAAACAGCAGAGAGCUCAGCCCUAGAAAUUUUUGUUAAAAACUGUAAACAGAAUAACAGUGAAAUAGUACGUGAAGUCCUUAUGAAAGGGAACUCUUUAUUCACUAAUAUUUGAAAAAUGAAAAAUCUCUACCUAUUAGUGUGUCUGGCCCCACCCGUCACGAAAGAGACCUUUAAAAUAUAUCAAGUUGGCUUAAAAUUUCUACCAGAUUAUUUUGUCCUCCCCUAUUCUUCUUCCCCAAUCUGUCCAUUUCGAUGAAUUUACUUGUUACAACUGAGACCAUUAUGUGACGCAUGUCUUAGCUCUGGCACUCGGAUUGGAUGAUGGAAUGAAGCGGUGAAGGCAGAAACGGGCUCCACUUGCCUGCUGGCCCGCUAAGGAGGCAUUUGACGCAGCUUCCAGGCUUAAGCUUCCUUUCUCCCGCCUGUCCUCCAGCCACGGGUAGGCACAUGGAGGCCCACUUGUAGCAUCUUGCUCAGAGACCUGUCCACUGACAUGGGUUUGCAGACACCCCAAUUUUCACUCCUUUCUCUCACCAGACCCUCCAGAAAGUCUGAGAGCCUGGCGAGAGAGACCAGUGGCAUAGUGUGUCUUUAACUUCAGGUCACAUUCUGACUCUAGGACAGUCUUUCCUUGGUCUUUUAGAGACUCUUUGAGGUCUGAUUGCCUUUAGAGAAUAGGAACCCAUGUGAGAUGUUUUGUGGGGCUUUCGUCACUGGAGGGAGGGCAGGACCCAUGUUUGGUCUCCAGGAGUCCAAGAGCCUUUGCAGAGGUGUGAGAAGAGAGGGAUGAGAGCCUUCUGGGUUCCCUGCAGGGACUUCACCUCAGUGUCCGUGAAGGCUCUGGUCCUCGGUGCCCCUUUCCUCGCGCCUGUGCAAUCACUCCGUGAACUGUGCGGGGAACGAGCAGCGUGCCUCCCUGUGCAUGGCUCCUGAGGCAGUUCUCGGCAAACCAGCAGGUCUGAAAAGAGUUAGAAACAGAGGCUGGGUGAAGGCAGGCCUGGAUGGACCUUUGUCCGUGCUCAGGAGAGGAGAACCUUGCUUCUUUGUGGUUUCUCUUUAAAAAUCAGAUGACCAGCAAGCAUUGGAUUCCUGGGCCAUUUCUUGGUAUUGGUACAUUUUGAGCUAGCUGUAAAAAUAUCCCCUUUUAAGGUUAAAAAUGCAUCUUCAAAUCCAUCUUUAUGGGUUCCCUGUGUUUCCUUGGCCUCGAGAAAGCUGAUGAUAUGACUAGGGAUUCCUUCCUGAGGCCUUUCCUGGUCCGCAGCCGCACGCCUGGGAGUAGGAAGCAAAGCAGCUUCCGGUGUCCAUCUCAGGAGAAGCGAAACACCCCCAUUAAAAAAAGAAGAGGGGGUGCUUGCAAAUAUUUUAUGGAGCCUCGAUUCUCCCACUGCUCUGCAGUCUGUGAUGUGUCUAAGCAUACCGGCCAGAAACCUUUUCUUCUAGAUGCAAAGAUAGACAGCAGUCCACGCUUAUCUGGAAGAUGGUUCCGACACACCUGAAAUCAAGCAAAAUCUGAGCUUGGCCGUUUUGUUCCCACAGAGGAGGUGGGCACAGCGUCCCAGAGUCUAUUUUCCUAAGAAGCAAGGAGGUGGGACUGACACCUCAGCCACCCAUGCAUCGGGGACGUAGGAGGAGGUGUGGUUCUAGAGCUUCCUGGGAAUCUGUGCUCUGCAGGUGGAGAAGAAGGUGCCUCUUCAGCCCCAUCUUCCAGGGCCGGGUUGUCUCACCGCACCUGGAGUCGCUUCUCCAGGCAAUAUCGGCAGAAACGGAUCGACAAAGUCCCAGCACUACUCAGGAGACCCUGCCUGCCCUGUAGGGUCUGGGCUUUGGUUUCUCUCAACCUGCUUGGCCAAGGAAGGGGGAGGAUUCAAAAGCCCAGCACCCAAGGGGACAUCACCGAAGGAAGACGAACCCAUACGUUUGUUCUCAGUGUGGGAACAUGAGACCUUUCCUCUCCAGCCUCUGAUUUUACCAGGCUCUCGGAAAGAUCUAGUGGUGAACAACACACAGUACUGAAAAGCAGCCCCUCUUCCUAGGGUAGUAACUUACUGAAGUAUUCAACUUUCCAUUAUCUUUAUGAUAACAAACCUGAGGCUUUUUUUUUUUUAGAACUUGUUACUCUGACUUCUGUAUAUGUUGCACUGAAAAGGUUAAUAUUUAAUGUUUUAAUUUAUUUUGUGUGAUAAGUUAAUUUUGAUUUCUGUAAUGUGUUAAUGUGAUUAGCAGUUCUUUUCCUUAAUAUCGGAAUUAUACUUAUUUAAAGAGUAGUGAGCAAUAUAAAAUGUGGUUCUGUUUUUUUCAGUCAUGUGCAUUAUUGUCCAGUUGUACCGUACCUUGUUUGGAAGGAUGAAGGAAUGAACUCUUUUUUUUUCCCCCCUAAAUCGAGACUGGAGCUUUUCUUUCAUGAGAGUAGCAUGUUACUGAAAAGCAAAUUAAGAAUUUUCUCCACGCAUAUGAGUGAUGAGGAAAAAUUAGAUGCUCCUUCGCAAAAUGUGGGAAUCCUCAAAUUCACCAGAGUUGAUCCCUGCCCACUUGAAGAAACCAAACCCUCCACAAAGAUCCCAAUACAUUAGCCUUUCAUCCGCUAGGUGUCUGACAAUAUGCUAAAUGAUGCAGAUGAAAAUAUAAAACAGACAGUCCCCACCCCUGAAGGAACUGAGAUCUGGCUGAGAGACUGACAUGCAAAAACUAAUUCUGGAACAGUUGCAGACAACACGCAAAGGAAGCCUGAAUUAUAAGGUAGAGAGCAUGUGUGCAUAGCUGUGGUUCUCCAGGUGUGCUCCCCAGACCAGCAGCCCCGUCUCAGGAAUGCAAAUCUUCAGGCCCCUCCCCCAGACUAUUAAACUCCAGAGGUGUCCUACGCCCCCUCCACCUUCUAGGUGCUUCCAAUACAUGCUCUAGUCAGAGAACCACUGUAAUCUAGGACUCAGCAAAAGACACGUUAGUGGUGGGGGCGGAGACGCAGCUUUUAGGAAAAGCUUUAUAGAGGCUUUGCAGAGCAAGUGAAACAACUGCAGCUUGCCCCUUAGGUGUUCAGAGUUAAUGGACAUGAGGAUGUAUAAGGCCUGCAUUUAUUUGGAAUUUCUCUGCUUAGCCUAGUGGAAAAGAAACAACAGACCUGUCCACACCCACCCCAUCCCACCCCACCCUCAGUCACUCACCCCGCUCCCUGCUGCCCAGUUUCUCACUGUAGGGAACUUUCUACAGCUGUCAGCCCAGUUCUUACAAGCCUCGCUGCCCUUGAAUCCCCAUGGCUAAGCCCCCUGCCCUUCUAACCCAUGUGCGGAUCUCACAUGUGCAACCUAGGAGGAGCUCAUGCAGAUGCAGCAGAGAGCAAAAUAGUGGCAGGACAGCAUGAGCUCUUGGUCCCCAGGGAUGCUCAGCUUCCAGAGCAGGGCAAGCCUGUAGAACCUGUUGUCCAAGCUCCAGAGGGCUUGGCAUCUACCUGACCUGCAGGAAGAUGAAAACCUAGGCAAUUCCUUGUCCCAAGUGCACUGGCCUGGCAGCUGUCCCCCAACAGAGCCUUUACCCACCUCUUGGGAGAAGGAGGGAGAGACCUGCUCCCCAUACUUGGUGUUCCCUCCUGCCCCUUGACCCUAUUCCUUCUCCAGGGACCUCUCCAGGCCUUGUUUCUAACCCAUGGGAUUUUUUUUCUUGUCCUGCUCCUUCUCCUCCCUGAGUUCCAAGCCCUCCUGCCAGGCCCCCCUCUGCUAGAGCCAGUAUCAGGUGGCCGCUUCUGGAUCUAGCCAGGUGCCCGGGGUGUUGCAGGCGGGACACUCCCUAGGAAAAAACGCCGAUGAACUUUGAGUCAAGCCAGACCAAUCUCCCCUCAUUUAUCCAGGCAACUUGUGGUUGCCAGCUUGAUUCCAUGGUCUGGACAGACGGGGCUCGACUUGUUGGAUGUUGUUGGCCCAAAUUUCACACCCCAGUUCUACCUGGUCCCUGCAUUGCCCUGCCUCCUGCCUCUCCCCGUUUUGGGGGUGUGUGUGACCUCACCUUGCCUCCUGCCAACUCUGAGCUCUUUACCCAGCAGCCCCCCAGAAUUCCAGCACCAGCAUUCCCUCCUCCAUCUUCUAAAACUCCUUUUCCACAUUUGCUCUCUGCACUUGCUACUUGGGCAGGCCCUGAGGUUUCCGUCCCAGCCUUCCACCUUCAAAAAUAGACAGCGAUGUGUCUGUGGACACGCAACUGGGGCUAGCCACGCCUUUUCCACCAAGCCAGUGUCUCCCACCCUAGAUUAGUCAAACUGUAGAAUCCGUCGUCGGGGUGGCACUUGGCAUCUGUUCAAAGUCUCUCCUGGAGAUUCUGAUCUAAUCCCUGCUGCCUUCUAAACACACUAUGCCCCAGGGAGCAGACAGCACAGGCGAGGUCUGAUGUCUGGAGCUGCCAGUGCCUGGUCCCUACCCGGGGCAUCCCCCAGCCCCUGCCCCCAGCCAUGCGUCCAUAUCCCAUAUAUCCAGAAGGUGGGAGCCCCUGGGAAGCAUGGCCCCUUGGACCUCCUUUCAGUCAGGAUCAUCUAGGGCAGAGAAGUGAGAAAACUCCCCCUAUGGAAACUGGAGCCUGUAAGGAGCACCAUGCGACUAGCACUUGCCCAAGUGGGCAAUGGCUUCUCAGGAACCAAAUUUUGCAACUGAGAAUGAAAACAUGGUGACAUUUAUGCCGGAAGGGAAACAGGAAAGAGAGAA
Enhydra lutris kenyoni (northern sea otter) is the source of this 6586-nucleotide messenger RNA. RefSeq names its product transforming growth factor alpha. The coding region runs from base 45 to 524 and encodes 159 amino acids. The transcript is spliced from 6 exons. The record is from RefSeq and is a predicted model, not a curated record. NCBI's taxonomy places the organism in Eukaryota, Metazoa, Chordata, Mammalia, Carnivora, Mustelidae. Gene Ontology annotation, biological process: positive regulation of cell population proliferation; epidermal growth factor receptor signaling pathway; positive regulation of mitotic nuclear division.